Messenger RNA from Cannabis sativa, 474 nucleotides. Its product is annotated as endochitinase A-like. The coding region runs from base 1 to 474 and encodes 157 amino acids. The transcript has a single exon. Lineage: Eukaryota; Viridiplantae; Streptophyta; Magnoliopsida; Rosales; Cannabaceae. The record is from RefSeq and is a predicted model, not a curated record.
AUGGCCAAAACUAAGAGUGCCCAACCGUCCAAGAAGCCCUCUCGUGGCUCUGCCUCUGCUUCUCCAAUCACCCCGCCUGCGCCGCCUGCACCAGCAACCGAAGCUUCUGGUUCGUCUUCUGCUCCGGCGAAGUCUGCCAGAAAAUCGAAGACCCAAGCUCGAAAAUCUGUGGUAGAUCUCGCCUCUCCACCUGUUGUUGCUUCUCCUAUUGCUUCUUCAACACCUGGGUUUGGUGAUCAUGAUGAAUCCCAUUCAUCCGAUCACACAUUGUCAAAGUCCUCUUCUUCGAGUGGUGCUCUUAAUGUCGACAAAGCUUUGGUGACCUUGCCCACGGUGAGUUCUCGAACAAGGUCCAAGGUUUCCACUCCUAAAAAUCCUGAAGUGGUUAAACCUAAAAUUGCAUCCAAAGGAAAAAAGGUGGUGACUUCAUCUUCAAAGGUCAAAAAUCUUAAGGAGAAUCCCCCUUCGGUCUGA